Anolis sagrei ordinatus is the source of this 5355-nucleotide messenger RNA. NCBI's taxonomy places the organism in Eukaryota, Metazoa, Chordata, Lepidosauria, Squamata, Anolidae. The record is from RefSeq and is a predicted model, not a curated record.
AUGGCUGUGUCCAGACAGCCGCUUCAGCCACAGCUACAAGGUUUAUUUAGCUUUCAGACGAGAGCAGAACAGUCCCAAGGUGCCUACUUCUUGCCCGAAUUUGCACUCUCUCCACAAGGAAGUUUCUUGGAAGACACUGCGGGAGAACAGUUCCUUACCUACCGCUACGAUGACCAGACUUCAAGAAUUCCCCAGUUGGAUGAUGCUAAAGAAGGCGGCUGGGAUGCCUGGGGAGCCUGGAGUGAGUGCUCACGAACCUGCGGAGGAGGCGCAUCCUAUUCUCUGAGAAGGUGUUUAAAUGGCAGGAACUGUGAAGGCAGGAAUAUCCGAUACAAAACCUGCAGCAAUAACGACUGCCAAUCAGAUGCUGGCGAUUUCCGGGCUCAGCAGUGUUCAGCCUACAAUGACGUCAAGUACCAGGGGCAUUUUUAUGAAUGGGUCCCUGUUUAUGAUGAUGCCAGCUCUCCCUGUGCCCUGAAGUGCCAAGCCUUGGGCCAACAGUUGGUAGUGGAGUUGGCCCCCAAAGUUCUGGACGGGACCCGCUGCAAUGCUAAAUCCCUGGACAUGUGCAUCAGUGGAAUUUGCCAGGCAGUCGGCUGCGAUCGGCAACUCGGGAGCCAUGCCAAGGAAGACAACUGUGGCGUCUGUGCAGGCGAUGGUUCAACGUGCAGGUUGGUGCGAGGGCAAACUAAGAUGCAUUUCUCAGCAGAAAAAAGGGAGGAAACUGCAAUUGCUGUUCCAUACGGAAGUCGCAGUGCAAGAAUUACCGUGAAGGGGCCGGCACACCUUGUGAUUGAGUCAAAGACAUUGCAAGGAGACAGCGGAGAAUACAGCUUUGGAGUCCCCGGAGCGUUUAGCAUCGAAAACACCACGGUUGAAUUUCAAAAGGGCUCAGAAAGAGAAACUAUCAAAAUCCCCGGUCCCCUUGGUGCAGAUUUUAUCAUAAAGGCCAGGUAUACUUCCCCCAAGGACAGCGUGGUUCAGUUCUUCUUCUAUCAACCCAUAAGUCAUCAGUGGAGACAAACUGAGUUCUUCCCUUGCACUGUGACAUGCGGAGGAGGUUAUCAGCUGAAUUCUGCAGAGUGCGUAGAUAUCCGUUCAAAGCGUGUCGUGCCAGAUCAGCAGUGCCAUUACUACCCAGAAAACAAGAAACCAAAGCCAAAACUGAAAGAGUGCAACAUGGAUCCCUGUCCGUCAAGUGAUGGAUUCAAAGAAAUCAUGCCCUAUGAUCACUUCCAGCCUCUUCCUCGCUGGGAACACAACCCAUGGACUUCAUGUUCUGUUUCAUGCGGAGGUGGGAUUCAGAGGAGAAGUUUUGUGUGCGUGGAGGAGACUAUGCACGGAGAGGUCUUACAAGUCGAGGAGUGGAAAUGCAUGUAUGCCCCCAAACCAAAAACCAUGCAAGCCUGCAACCUGUAUGAUUGCCCUAAAUGGAUAGCUUUGGAAUGGUCACAGUGUACUGUGACAUGUGGCCGAGGGUUACGUUAUCGAGUAGUGUUGUGCAUUGAUCAUCGCGGACAGCACACUGGUGGCUGCAACCCCCAACUUAAGCUGCACAUCAAAGAAGAGUGUAUUGUGCCAGUUCCUUGUUACAAGCCCAAAGAGAAGAGCCCCAUUGAAGCGAAGGUCCCUUGGUUCAAGCAAGCGCACGAAGUGGAGGAGAUCAGGACUGUGUCUGAAGAGCCCAUGUUUAUUCCUGAGCCGUGGUCCCCUUGCAGUGCUUCUUGUGGCCACGGCGUUCAGGUGCGUGGCAUGAAGUGCCGUAUUUACCUCGCAUUUACUCAGACGGAAGUGGAGCUGCCCGAUGAAGAGUGUGAGGAGCCCAAACUGGAGACUGAACGUAGUUGUCACCUGGAGCCCUGUGAUGGUGAUCCUGUCCCAUUCCUUCCAGAUUUGUCACCUCCUGAAGAUGCCGGUGAUGUUGUCUACGACUGGGAAUACAUCGGAUUUACCCCGUGCUCAGCUACAUGUAUUGGAGGGACUCAGGAAGCCAUUGCAGUGUGUUUACAUGAACAGACAAAGCAAACGGUAAAUGAGAGCUUAUGCGACAGAUUCAAAAGACCUCCAGCCAUGAGUCGUGCGUGCAAUACAAGGCCUUGCCUUCCAAGGUGGCAGGUAGGACCAUGGAGACGGUGUUCAGCCACUUGUGGCGUUGGGAUCCAGACAAGAGAAGUGCACUGCCAGCAACCGGGGGGAUCGGUUGUGAACUCUGGAAGCUGCAACGACAAGAAGCCUCAUGCUUUGCAAGCUUGCAACCAGAUUGAUUGCCCGCCAGUUUGGCACGUUGAAGCAUGGGAACAGUGUUCUCACACCUGUGGUGGAGGCACCCAGAACCGCCAAGUGACUUGCCAGCAGUUGCGGAUGGAUGGGAGCUUUUUGAAACUUCCCGAUGAGAGCUGCCAUGAACCUAAGUUGUCUACGCACAAACCAUGCGCAAAAACAGAUUGCCCUCCUCAGCUGGUUCUGGAAGAGUGGUCCAGGUGUUCUGUAAGUUGUGGUGUUGGGACACAAAGAAGGAAAUCCAUUUGCCGAAAGUUGACAGCCAAAGGCCAGCAUCUUGCAUUGAAUGCAUCCAUGUGUGGCAUCCCAGCGCUCGUAAGGCCCUGUCACAUGCCUGCCUGCAACAAGAUGAAGCAAGAAACAAAAUCUAAACUUUUCGGAAAGUAUGCACCUCCUGGGCCACAGAUUCUUGGCAUCUCCAGAGUCUACAUACAGACCAGGCAAGAGAAACGCAUUGCUUUCACUAUCGGAAGCCGAGCAUAUCUGCUUCCCAAAACAUCCGUCAUCAUCAAAUGCCCAGUCCGAAGAUUCCAGAAGUCUCUUAUCCAGUGGGAGAAAGAUGGGCAGCAUAUUCAAAUCUCUAAGAGGCUUGGUGUCACCAAAUCAGGGUCACUCAAGAUCAACAGUCUCGAGGCUUCGGAUAUUGGAGUGUACAAGUGUGUUGCAGGCUCCGUACAGGAAGUGUUUAUCCUGAAACUCAUUGGCACAGACAACAAGCUCAUAGAACCACCCACUUUUAGAAAGCCUACCGAUGGGAGCAGCAGCACCGAACAUAACGAAGCCAACAGGUUUGGAGCAAAGUGGCAUAAAAUGAACCAGAUGUGGCAACUGUGGAGCCAGAAGAGUGAGCAGUAUGUGGGCGACGGCCAAGUCAAUGACCAGCCUUCCCUGCAACGUCUUGAAGUUCAUGCAAAAAAUUCGGCGGAAGAAUAUGACUCCCGUGAAUUCAGAAACAAACGACUGGAGGCCUCUGUCCUUCCUGGGGCUUACAGUAUGGAUACAGUACAUUUUGAGGAGCUGAUUAAGAAUCUGAGUCAUCUUGUCGAGGCCGGAGAACUCAACGACGACUUGGUUUCCCAACUCAUCUAUCAGUUGAUUGCCGAAGUGGCCAAACCUCCACAAGUUAUUGCUGAAAAACCAAAGGAGCCGCAAGAAGAGAUGUUACCGUCUCGGAAAGCUGGCAAAUCUCCAGAUCUGUUUGACAAUCUCAGCACAAAGCCUCAGGGCAAUUCUGUGACAACCAACCAAAAGAUCCCGGUUAUUGUAAAACCGAGAGAAGGGCCAAAGGUGUAUUCAAACAAAACGAUCACUGUCCAUGUUGGGAGUACCCUUUUUCUGACAAAGGACGUCCAGGUCAUCAGUUUACUUUGCGAAACAGUUGGGGUUAGCAACCUUAAUUACAUUUGGACAAAAGAUGGAACAGACUUAACGUUAUCUGAAAAAGUGGUUAUGGAAGCCAGUAACAAAAUCCAAAUCUUGAAUCCCACCAGGAAAGAUAUGGGGAUUUAUCAGUGCACAGUGAAGAAUGACUUUGGUUCUGAUACGGGAACAUCUUCCCUGUUUUAUGCAGAACCUCCUGCCAUAUUGUCUUCAGUAAGGAAUAUCACAACCUUUGCACUUCAGAACAUUUCGGCAGUAGUUGGAGGUACUAUCCUGGCAAGAACGGGAGUAAACAUUACGCUGAAAUGUCCAGUGAAAGGUCGUCCCCAGCCGGAGAUGAUGUGGUUGAAGAAAAGAGUUUCUCCAAGAGGCCGUUUUUUAAGAGUGGAGAAUGGCUCGUUGCUCCUGAACAACGUUUCCUGCGACGAUGCCGGCGCCUACACUUGCACAGCCAGCAACGCUCUGGGACGAGCUCUAGCCACAACUAUUAUUCAACUGACUGAUCAGAACUGUCAGGAGCCUAAUAAUGGGACAUCUAUGGAUCGUAGGAGAAAGCGUGUCCUCAUGGCAUCUGGGAUUGGUACCAACAUUACCGCCGUGCCUGGAGCUCUAUUACGGAUAGGUUGUCCAGUGUAUCCUUCUAGAAAGAACACAAUUCGCUGGUUCUUUAGAAAUCAACCAGUUGAAGAAAUUCAAGGCAUCACGUACAGAACCCUGGUCCACGGGCGCAUCCUGGAAGUGAAUUUUGUGUCUGACCGUUUUGCCGGGCAGUACAGAUGUGGGACUUCGUCAAGUGCCAAGCCGUUGUCAGUCUGGGUGAAUGUCAAAAAAGAAGAAUAUAAGUGGAAGCUUGGGGAGUGGAGUCCUUGCUCUGCUACUUGUGGAAAUUCUGGGACACAGUUCCAAAGGAUCCAAUGUGUAAAUGAGAAGGAACAGAAGGUGAACAGGUCAUUGUGCAAAGAGAGUGUGAAGCCAGUUGUAAGCUAUCGGCCUUGCAACAUCCAUGAUUGUCCUCCAAGAUGGGCAACAAGUGCAAGGUCUGAGUGCUCUGCUUUAUGUGGCAAUGUACUUUCCCAGCGGCAAAGAGUCUGCAAACAAGUCAAAGCCAAUGGCACUGUUAGGACGUUGCCUCCAAGCAGCUGCAUAGACAGAGAGCACCCUUUGGAAAAGAAGCCUUGCGUGGGUCGUUCUUGUACAGAAUGGAUCGUUCAUGCAUGGGGCCAGUGCACGGGUCACUGCAUAGGCCAUGGAGUAGGCCUGCAACACCGUCUCCUUCAAUGUCAGCACCGGAACGGAUCCAUGGUAUCCAACUCACUGUGCGAUGCUCGGAAAAGGUACAGUUACCACUGGACAAGAAGCCCUUUGACAAAAUUUAGCUGUUUUCCAUUGUGCCGUCACACCCAGACGCCUUAAAAACAAAACUGCGAUGUGCUGCUCUCUGUCUGGGCAGACUGCUGGGAUCUUUCUUUAAAAGCUCGAACUUUCUGAGUAACUGAGUCCACUCCAGGUAUGAAAUAGCACACAGGGUAUUUAUUAACAAAGUCUUUGUAGACUUGGCAAGGCUUAUCAACGUUACAAGCAAUCAAGCGUAGAGAUGAGCUUUGUUGCAUUCAGAAAUUGAGUUAGCUUUUUUCCAAAAGGCAUAGUGAAUUCUGAAAUUCUUCUACCCUAACCCUGAGACCCUAUGGUUGGAAA